Molecule: messenger RNA, 1258 nt
Organism: Aphanomyces invadans
Lineage: Eukaryota; Oomycota; Saprolegniomycetes; Saprolegniales; Verrucalvaceae
Exons: 3
Coding region: 22-1077 (351 amino acids)
Cellular component (GO): membrane
Molecular function (GO): lipase activity
Source: RefSeq, a predicted model, not a curated record
UAGCCUGAACUGCUUGACGGCAUGUUGGUGUUGGACGCAUGGUCACCGCGGCCACUUGUGACUGCAUCCGUGGGGCUGGGCUUGCUAGGAAUUGGCGUAGGACUCGUUUAUCUCAGUUUGUACGAUCCUUCACUGGAUACGUCACGAAUUGCAAUUCCAAUGACGAUGGAUGAGCAGUCCGUCGCAAGUUUAUCCUUGCACUCCCAAGAACACACCAUUGUAAUCAAACAGCGGCCCCGUCGAAGUGUUCAACUGUUCUGGCAAACGUGGACCCCUCCAAGUGGUGUCGAAGUCGCCAAAGGUGUCGUCAUUCUCGUACACGGACUGAAUGAGCAUUCAAGCAACAUGCUGCAGCUGGUGCAAGCAUUGCUUGACGAAAACUUCGUUGUGUACGCAUAUGACCACGAAGGCUUUGGCCGAAGCUCGGGUCUUCAUGCCCUUGUCUACGACCAUGAAUCGUUGGUUGAAGAUCUCCAUCAGCACAUCAAGACCGUCCAUGAGAAAUGGCCAACGAAGAAGAGAUUCGUCCUUGGAGGCUCGCUUGGAGGCGCCCUCAUUUUGCAUCGCUUGCUGCGUGACAGUGGCGACGUUGACGGCGUCAUCGUGCAGUGUCCUGCCCUUGAAAUCCAUGCAAACCGACAACCUCCCGCCAUUGUACAAGCGAUCGGGCAAGCCGUGGCGCACGUGGCCCCAUUUUUGGCCUUGAUGCCGUCGAAUGGUGGCAAAGGAUCGAGUGCUUGCGUUCGCGAGCAGAUUCAGAAAAUGAAGAUGCAAGAUGCACUGUACUAUACGGGCAAAAUGCGUCUUGGUACCGCAUUCCAAGUCAAGCAGUGUGUAGAAGCACUGCAAAAGAAACUUGCAUUGCAACGGUCGUUGCCAGUGCCCCUAUUGCUUCAGCACGGUACCGCCGAUGUCAUUUGCUCGAUACAAGGAUCCCGCGCUUGGUUUGAUCGAAUCGAAGACUGCCCCGAGAAGGUGUUUCGCACGUACGAAGACGCAGGUCACGACCUCUUGCACGAACCCAUGGCCAAUCAAGUGGUUGAUGACGUUGUGCUGUGGCUCAAGCAACAUUGCUGAGAUCCAAGCCAAAUCUAUCUCAACUCCAUGAGCGAUCUCAAGUUCGGGCAUGUGUGGCGACUACGCAGAGACCCAUGUCGAGUUUCGCCAAAAACCGUUCGAUAUGCAUUUAAAGCGGUCUAUCCAUCCCAAGUACUUCACCGUCGUCGUGACACUUGUCGCGUUCGAAUGUAUCCCAAGA